GUUCUCUGCAAAAACGCAAGCUGAACAUGGAAGACACACGGGAUGAAGCAUCUGGACCUGAGGCCCCUGCACAGGUCACCCAGCCAUGUACGUUUUCCAAAUCAUCUUUGAUUAGAAAGCUGAGACAGCACUUAAUCAGUUCACGAUCGAGGCCCACCAUGGCAGCACCGAGCUCCAGUGGACUCGAGGUCCUCCUCAGCACAUUGCAGAAUGCUGGAGACAUUGAGAACAGGCUAAACAUCCUCAAUGUCCUGGAUGAACUGUUGUCAGCAGGCACAGACAGACGGAUUCAUCAUAUGAUAUCGAAAGGAGGCAGCGAGACUCUGCUGACGACUCUGGUGAACUCAGCCUGCAGCUUCACGCCCAACUACACCAUCCUACUGCCGCUGCUGCACCUGCUGGCCAAGGUGGGCUACCGAGAUCGUCAGAUUGGUCUGAAAGCACAGAAGGCAGAUGCAGUUCUGGUGGUUCUGGGUUUGCUGCGGCAGAAUACAGAGAACGCCCGGAGAGCCGCAGCCUGUCUUUGGGUCCUCAGAGUCUUCUGCUCCUCUGUGACCACGGCUGACCUGCUGGGGAAGAACCGAGGGCUGGAUGUGGUCUUCAAGCUUAUAUCUCCACACACCACCAAGCACUUACGCACUGUCAAGGCAGCCGCUGAUGCUUUUGCUGCAAUGUUAUGCUCAAAGGUCAACUGUCGGACUGCCAUCACGAAAGGCUACAUCGCAGAUCUUCUGAAGCUGUACGAAGACUGGCACAACAAUGACGUCAACCUUACGAACAUUCCUAUCCUUAGAGCCCUACUUCAUUGUCUGCAACGUGCCGCCAACUCCGCUGUCGGCAGAGAUGCCCUGGUCGCUGAAGGUGGCAUUAGUCUUCUCUUCCAGACCACUCAGACCUGCUUGACCAUGAAAGGCCUUGAAUCUCUGGUGGAACCGGCGAUCCAGCUGAUGAGGAAGUGCAAUCCCAAAGUCCCUCUUCCACUGACCUCAGAUAAGAGUGCCUUCAGCUUUCCUCUUCCUGGGAGGCCUGUCGAUGACUGGGAUGCUGAUUUAGGACUUUACGAUGGCAGUUUAGAAGAUGACAGUGACGAAGACGAGGAGAACGAGGAGCCAGACAACAGGGACUACGAAGAUGACCUGGAAACAGAUGUGAACAAGCUGCGUCCCCGACCAGAGCCCGACCGGCCCCUAGAGCAGCUGGGUCAAUAUGUAUGUCUCUGCCCUGAGCUGCACCAUGACUUCCAGGAUUUGGACUCCAGCUCUGAGGUCGAUGAAAGCUCAGAUGAUGACAGCACUCUGGAGGGAGACUUGAACGACAAGAUGCCGAGUGACCAGAGAGGCUCCGAUCUGCCUUCCGACCGAGAUGAAAAUCACCUCCGGACGAGUGACUUCCAUAAGCAUUACCUCAACUGCUCCAGGAAAAGCCAAGAAGGCCACUCGAGUAUGGUGGACAGGCUUCUGGAGAAGUACGGGAUCUGCACUCCCAACCACGAUCCACGUCUCUACACCGCCACUGCAGCCAAUACAAAGUCAAUAGCUGGAUACUCCAUCCUAGCCUUCCCUGACUUCUGGGGACACCUGCCCCCACAAGAGCAAAAGCCCAUGGCUAAAAGACCACCACAUGUGCAGAGAAAGAAAGUUUUCGAAGACAUCCAGCGUCUCAUCUGUCCAGAGGACAUCAUCAACAAGGUUGUUUUUGACAUGGAUGAUCCCAGUCCACAGUGUUCCUCCGGUAUGUGUCAUAGUUCCCUUCAAUUCUUCUCCAAAUUUGAGAGCGGGAACCUGCGUAAAGCCAUUCAAGUCCGCAGAAAGGAAGGCAUGCAGCCUGUGCUGUAUUCUGUGAGGGAGGCGCUGGAGGGCAGACCACACUGGGUGCGAACAGGCUCUGAGAUCUGCUAUUACAGAAAUCAUUUCUGCUCUAGAAGAGGUCAAAAAAGUUAUUUUUACACACUGACCUUCACGGUGACCUUUCACCAUGAAGAUGACGUGUGCUACUUGGCCUACCACUACCCUUAUACCUACACCACCCUUCAGACCCAUUUGAAGAUGCUGGAGAAGUCUGUAGACCCACGGAAAGUUUUCUUCAGGCAACAAAACCUCUGCUAUACGCUGGCGGGAAACUCCUGCUCCUUAGUCACGAUCACAGCCUGCCCCACUUCCAGAGCCUGGAAACAUCUGCACCAGCUGCGUAACCGGCCAUGUGUGGUGCUGACAGCAAGAGUUCAUCCAGGAGAGAGCAAUGCCAGCUGGGUACUGAAGGGCACGCUGGAGUUCCUGUGCAGCAGUGAUCCUGUAGCCGAGAGUUUGAGGGGGGCCUACAUCUUCAAAAUCAUCCCCAUGCUGAACCCUGACGGGGUCAUUAAUGGCAAUAAUCGCUGUUCUCUCACCGCUGAGGACCUCAACAGACAGUGGCUGAAGCCAGACCUUAAUUUAAGCCCCACAAUUUAUCACACCAAAGGCUUCCUCUAUUACCUCAACAGCAUAGGCAGGACUCCGCUGGUGUUUUGCGAUUACCAUGGUCACUCCAGGAAGAAGAAUGUGUUUCUGUAUGGCUGCAGUAUGAAGGAAACCCUGUGGCAAUCUGGUUCUCCCAUUAACACAGCCUCCCUGAAAGAAGACCCGGGAUACAGGACUAUUGCUAAAACUCUGGACCGAAUAGCUCCUGCGUUCUCCUUCAACAGCUGCAACUAUCUGGUGGAAAAGUCUCGGGCGUCCACAGCACGGGUGGUCGUUUGGAGGGAGAUCGGAGUCUUCCGAAGCUACACCAUGGAAAGCACUUACAAUGGCUGCAAUCAAGGCAUCUACAAGGGGUUGCAGACAGGGACACGGGAGCUGGAGGAGAUGGGAAUGAAGUUCAGCCAGAGUUUUCUCACCCUCAGGAGUAACGCCAUCCAUUAUAACAGCCGUCUGAUUCACCACGCAUAUGCCCUGUUAGACCUGGACGACAGGCUUCUCCACAACAAAUCCAAUAAUUGUUUCGAGGAUGAUGAACCACCCUGCAUGGAGGAGAUUGAAUAUUCAUCCUGCAGUGACCCAUUUGGUGCCAACGAACUGGACACAGAGGUGAACGGUAACACAUCCAGUGAGGAAGAGGAUGAAGAAGAUGCAGAUAUCUGUAGGAACGGGAGGCGGCGUAAUGACAGGAAGUCCCAUCUCGUUCCUCACUACUUGAAACAGGACGCCCUGGAGACUCUGACAAUCGAGGGUGGACAGUGUAACGGCAUUGACAUCAGUAAUGGCUACUUAUAUUAGGCCUCUUUUGUUUGUCUUUUCUGUUAAACCAAAACAUUUAGUAUUUAGUCCAAGAAACAAAAUAAGACAUGCACACCUGCAGAACAUGUACUAGUCCCACCUGUGCUCCCUGAUAUAAACUAUUUGAAUAUGUAUUUCCUGCAUAAAAGUGCACUUGAAGAGUAAUUGACUGUUGCAUAAUCCUAGUGGCGUGAUGAGCUCAUGCUUUGGUCUAUGCAGUGGGUUGUGGGUUGGUUUACGAAUCACUCUUACUUUAAACUAGAGGCUAAUAGCUUGCUGACAAAAAUACUCUGCUGUAUAACUGGUCUUCCACUGAAACUCGAAAGUAAACACUGGAUAUUGUAAGAUAGCACUGCAUAUAAAGUUUACCUUUAAUAAUAUGUAUUUAUUAUCUUAGAUUGUGAAAAUCAGUAAUCAUGUAUGUUUUUGUGGUUAUUAGUUCCAAAGUGAUGCAUGUAUGUGCGUGUAUACAAAGUUACUGUAUCACUUAGUUUCAUAUAUAUAUAUAUAUA
This is a messenger RNA of Sinocyclocheilus rhinocerous, 3763 nucleotides long. Its product is annotated as cytosolic carboxypeptidase 4-like. Gene Ontology annotation, biological process: proteolysis; C-terminal protein deglutamylation; protein side chain deglutamylation. Lineage: Eukaryota; Metazoa; Chordata; Actinopteri; Cypriniformes; Cyprinidae. The record is from RefSeq and is a predicted model, not a curated record. The transcript is spliced from 24 exons. Gene Ontology annotation, molecular function: zinc ion binding; metallocarboxypeptidase activity. The coding region runs from base 27 to 3251 and encodes 1074 amino acids.